This is a messenger RNA of Penicillium soppii, 477 nucleotides long. Its product is annotated as Monooxygenase FAD-binding. The record is from RefSeq and is a predicted model, not a curated record. Bases 1 to 477 code for a protein of 158 amino acids. The transcript has 3 exons. Gene Ontology annotation, molecular function: FAD binding. NCBI's taxonomy places the organism in Eukaryota, Fungi, Ascomycota, Eurotiomycetes, Eurotiales, Aspergillaceae.
AUGCCUGAGCUCUGUGGCAAACGGCUCCUCUCAAAAAUUCUCAUCUGCGGCGGAGGCGUUGCAGGUCCCGCUCUAGCCUUUUGGCUCUCUCGAAUCGGGCAAAAAAUUGUCGUCGUAGAACGAUCCCCAACGCUAAGAGCCUCGGGCACCCAGAUAGAUCUCCGCGGCCAAAGCAUCGAGGUCGUGAAACGCUUGGGACUCAUCGACGCCAUCCGCAGCAAACUCGUCGAUGAAGCCGGCUUAUCUAUCGUCGACACAGAUGGCAAUGUCAAAGGCACCAUUCCAUCGAUCGCUUCACGCAAGACGACAAAGAAGUCACCGCCUAAUUCUCGGACGGCUCAUCCUCAACUUUCGACCUUCUGGCCGGCGCAGAUGGUCAAGGCUCACAAAUCCGACGAGCCAUUCUACCCCCAACAGCAGCAGACCCAAACCACCCGCUGGGCGUUCACAUCGCCUGCUGGUUCAUGCCGCGCGUAG